Molecule: messenger RNA, 1767 nt
Organism: Penicillium taxi
Lineage: Eukaryota; Fungi; Ascomycota; Eurotiomycetes; Eurotiales; Aspergillaceae
Exons: 1
Coding region: 1-1767 (588 amino acids)
Molecular function (GO): protein binding
Source: RefSeq, a predicted model, not a curated record
AUGAGGCAUUACGCCCCACCCCCAGUGCAUUCAAGCACCGGCGCAUACGCCAACUAUGCAUCUCCAGCUAGAUCACGGGGAGUUUUCGGUUUGCUUUUCGAUCCUAUAGAUAAUGAUCCGCGAUCUAUCAGAUCUGCCGAGCUUAAACAUCGCGGACACUGGCACGCGGCCCGAGCCGUUGAUAACGAGCUCUUCCAAGAGCGUUCACGAACACUUGGACCUGACCAUGUCAACACCAUAGCUGUGGGUUAUAGCAUGACUGAGGCGGAGUUGGAAGACGGUUUCUUGGAGAAGGCGGUUGAAUGGGGUGAGUGGACGUUGGCAACCGCGCGUCGAGUGCUAGGAAGUCAACAUCCACUGGCAAUGAGGACAGAGAGCCUCAUGACACACGUUCUUUACCAUACUGGAGAUUAUGCGGGAUCUGAGAUUGCCUGCGCCAAUGUUCUCGCUCGGCAGCAAAUAGCUCUCGGUGACAAUCAUAUUGACACCGCGAUGACUCGACUCCGGCUUGCUUGGGUCUACCACGAACUUGAUCGCUAUACCGACACUAUGCAUACUUUAGAUCGGGUUAAGGAAAUCAUGACCCGCUUACUUGGUGGCCUCCAUAUCAGGGUCAUCCAGGUGGCUCUCGACAUUAAUAAUUACGGCAUUUCUAAUAGUGCUAUUCGAACUACGAGUACUAUUCAAGGGGCAUUACAAAGAAUACAAGUAUUUCAUCAAGCGCUUAAUACUGCUGUUGGUCCAGCUCAUCCUCUCACACUACGUGCCCAAAAUAUUCAGGCCAAUGCGCUAUUUCACUUGGAUCGACGGCUGGAAGCUUUUGAGGUGUUUCGUCGGGCUCUCGUGGUAUCAGAAGACGCAUUUGGGUCAGAUGGUAUGUCCACAAUGGAUGUGAUUUCGAAUAUGGGUCUGCUUUAUAGUCUGGAUUCUUCCAGAGCAUCCGAGGCAAUUCCACCAUUGUCUCGUUAUCUGACAUGGGCCGAGGCUCGCAAGGGCGUUACUAGCGAGACAAAAACUAUUUGUGAAUUGCUGGGGAACCUACACUUUCUCGUGAAGGAGUAUACGCCUGCUCAGGCUUACUAUGAGCGCGGUGUGACUUGGAUUCAAGGCGAAAUGACGAGCAAGGCACAAGAGAGUCGUAUUCGCCUCCAAAAACGCAUUGAAAGCUGUCGAAUACUAAGAGGUCAAGGCGUAAUCUCGACACUCACCCCUACACUAGAAUCAGGCUCAGUGCCAGGAUCAAACUCGUCGUCGGGAACGGGAUCUCUCAUGUCGUCCUUUUUACAGCACACGACUGAUUCUUUGGUCAACAACAGUAUCGGCAAUGGGGGUGGUGGUGGUAACAGUGGUAAUAAUGGAAACAGUGGUAACAAUUUCACACCGAAUGCCUCUUAUUCACCUGAUUCUUCUGGCGGUCUUGGAUCCGUUGUUUCUCCUACUUUCCAAAUUGAUCCUACUGGUGGUCUCGGAUCCAUUGUUUCUCCUACUUUCCAAACUGAUCCUACUGGUGGUCUCGGAUCCAUUUUUUCUCCUACUUUCCAAAUUGAUCCUACUGGCGGUCUUGGAUCCAUCGGUUCUCCUACUUUCCAAGUUGACCCUGUUUUCCAAGUCGAUACAGGAACUCUUGUGGGUAACUUUUCCCCUCCAACUGAUCCUGGAACUCUAGAAAAUAUCGCUUCUUCAGUGGAUCCUGGGACAAUUGGAAAUAUGGUUUCUGCGAUUGAUCCCGGAGUUAUAACCAGUUUUUUGACUGGCUUCAUCUCUUGA